AUGGCCAGUCCAGUGUCCCCUCCAGAGGACCAAAGUCGUCUCCUCGAGGAGGCUCUCGGGGUGGUCCGACAGCAGUCGCAUAUGAUGCGGAAAUGCUUGGAGACUCCUGGGAAACUGAUGGAUGCGCUCAAGUGCGGGUCGACGUUGGUUUCCGAACUACGAACGCCCAGCUUAGGUCCCAAGCAAUACUACGAAUUGUACAUGGCGGUUUUCGAUGCGCUGCGCCAUCUCUCCGUUUACCUGAAAGAGAAUCAUCCCGUCAACCAUCUAGCUGAUCUGUAUGAGUUGGUACAGUACGCAGGCAACAUCAUCCCCCGGCUCUACCUGAUGAUCACGGUCGGCACGGUAUACAUGUCGGUGGAGGAUGCUCCGGUCAAGGAGAUCAUGAAGGACAUGAUGGAGAUGAGUCGAGGAGUGCAGCAUCCCAUUCGCGGGCUGUUCCUACGAUACUACUUGUCCGGACAGGCGAGAGAUCACCUUCCCACCGGCUCCGGGGAUGGGCCCGAAGGCAACCUGCAGGACUCGAUCAACUUCGUCCUGACGAAUUUCGUGGAGAUGAACAAGUUGUGGGUGCGGUUGCAGCAUCAAGGUCCCUCGCGGGAAAGGGAAAAGAGGAUGCAGGAGCGCCGCGAGCUGGAACUGCUGGUGGGCAGCAAUAUCGUCCGGCUUAGCCAGCUGGUCGAUCUCGAACGCUAUAAGUCCGGGAUCCUGCAAGCGUUGCUGGAGCAGGUUGUCCAGUGCCGCGAUGUUCUUGCGCAGGAGUACUUGUUGGAAGUAAUCACCAAGGUCUUCCCCGAUGAAUUCCAUCUCCAUACGCUCGAUCUCUUACUAUCGGCAAUUUCUCGUCUCAAUCCGCAUGUUGACCUGAAGAAGAUCGUGAUUGGACUCAUGGACCGUCUAUCGGCCUACGCGGCUCGCGAGACAGAAUCGACCACUGACCCCGAAAUACGAAAGCAGAAUGAAGAGGAAGCCGUCACAAAGUUCCUCGAAAAUCUGAAGAUUGCGGAGGAAAAUAAGACCCAAGAGGCUCCCACAGGCACAGCUCAUGAGAACGGCGUUAAGCAGUUGUCAACCGAGCCGUCGAAGGAACCCUCGAAAGACACAGACAAACCAGAAGCAGAGACCCCCAAAGGCGAGCAAGAGUCGAAUGCAAACGGCGAGAACGAUGCAAAGCCUGGCGUCCCAGCAGAUGUCAAGCUAUACGCCAUUUUCUAUGACCAGGUGGUCAAUCUGAUCAAGACCCGGGGCUUGCCAAUCCAAGACACCAUGGCAUUAUUAGUGUCGCUUGUUAACCUGGCUCUGAAUACCUACCCUGACAGGCUGGAAUACGUAGAUCAGGUUCUCGAUUUCGCUACGCGUGAGACAGCUGAAUACGCUGAUCAUGCAGAUCUCCACGCGGCGCCGACCCAGCAAAACCUCCUUCAUCUUCUCCUCGCACCUCUUCGCUCUUAUGUCUCAAUUUUCACAGCGUUGGCAUUGCCCCAUUAUCUCCCGCUGCUGACUUCCCAAUCCUAUCCCACACGACGAUCUGUAGCUGGCGAAAUCGUCCGGAGCCUGCUCAAGAACCGAACCCUGAUCACAACAGCAGAGAACCUCGACCGCGUCCUGGGGGCAUUAAGAGUCCUGAUUAAGGAAGGCUUGCAGCAGGCUGUCGGCUAUCCUGGUUCCCAGCGACGGGGCGGAGAAACGGACGAAACCAUCGAAGAGCAGGGAUGGCUCGCUCGGUUGGUACACCUGAUACAAGCGCCAGAGAAUGACGUCCAAUUGAAGCUCCUUCAAGCCACACGCAAAGCGUAUGCCGACGGCAACGAACGCAUCCGGUACACAACGCCGGCCAUUAUCACUGCAUCUAUUCGACUGGCCCGUAAACUCAAGUCUCGUGAACAUUACGACGACAACUGGCAGUCACAGUCCUCCGCCCUUUAUAGGUUCAUGCACCAGUGCGUAAACAAUCUCUAUCAGCGCGCCAACCCUGGGUGCGCCGACCUGGCACUGCGCCUGUUUGUGAUGUGCGGCGAAGUGGCCGAUCAAACGGGAUUUGAAGAAUUCAGCUACGAGUUCUUUGCCCAAGCAUUCACCAUUUACGAGGACUCCAUCAGUGACUCGCGCGCACAGUUCCAGGCUGUGUGCAUCAUCGCCGGAGCGCUCCACGGAACCCGGGGUUUCUCCAAGGAGAAUUACGACACCCUGAUCACCAAGGCCGCGCUGCACGGAAGCAAACUGCUCAAAAAACCCGACCAGUGCCGUGCCGUGUACCUUGCAAGUCAUCUGUGGUGGGUAGUCGAAAACCCCCAACGAGGCGAAGAGGACCCCAAGAACCUCUACCGCGACGGCAAACGCGUCCUUGAAUGCCUGCAGCGGGCCCUCCGCGUUGCAGACGCCUGCAUGGACACCGCCGUCUCCGUUGAGCUAUUCGUCGAGAUCCUCAACCGCUACGUCUACUACUUCGACCAGCAGAACGAAACCGUCACAACCAAGUACCUCAACGGCCUCAUCGAGCUCAUCCACUCCAACCUGCAAACCAACGAGGACGAGCCGAAUCCCAGCCUCGAGGGUCCAAAGCGUCACUUCCAGCGUACGCUGGAGUAUAUCCGCUCCAGAGAAUACGAGGGCGUUGUCACCGAUCCGAGACAGUGA
This is a messenger RNA of Aspergillus fumigatus Af293, 2637 nucleotides long. RefSeq names its product vacuolar sorting protein 35. Lineage: Eukaryota; Fungi; Ascomycota; Eurotiomycetes; Eurotiales; Aspergillaceae. Gene Ontology annotation, cellular component: retromer, cargo-selective complex; late endosome; retromer complex. The record is from RefSeq and is a predicted model, not a curated record. Gene Ontology annotation, biological process: retrograde transport, endosome to Golgi; intracellular protein transport.